This is a messenger RNA of Fraxinus pennsylvanica, 444 nucleotides long. The record is from the annotation of a GenBank genome assembly. NCBI's taxonomy places the organism in Eukaryota, Viridiplantae, Streptophyta, Magnoliopsida, Lamiales, Oleaceae.
AUGAUCGGCGGCGUCAGCGGAGUUGUGGGAGGGAGAAUUUAUUGGGUGAGAAGUCAGGAUAGUAGUAGUAUUGAAGAGUUGAAAAUCAAAGGAAUAGUUGUGAUUUUCGCGUGGGUUUCCUCAAUUACUGAAAGUCAAUUGAAGGAUUUUGUAAAUAUCUACUCUUCUCUUGGAUGGAACUCGCUCGUUUGCCUCUCCGAUUUUCUCAAUCCAUUCAUCCCAGAGAGGGCUACGUCACUGGCAUUUUCUGUACUUAAUGAGCUUGUUAAGGAGCUAAGGAGUAGCAUAUGUCCUGUAGUCCUUGCAGCAUCAUCUGGUGGUUCAAAGGCUUGUAUGUAUAAGUUUUUUCAGGUAAAGUCAAUGCACUGGAGCCAUUGUCAUUUUGAUACACAUGAACAUUCAUUGAGCUGUGUGUUGGCAUUUCUCACACAUAAAUGUUCCUGA